AUGCCCUCGACCCACGUCUUUCCCCAAUCUCGAACUUUGCCCCAAAGUUCUUCGCCUGACCUCUUUGCCGGAGAAUUGCCAUGGUCGAACACAAGCUUUGGUGACCCUUACGCGGAGACUGCAGCAACAUUACCAAUAUCCUCCAACUCCGUCUCCGGCGAUACCUGCUCCGGGAAGGCCAUGCCAGUGCACUCCUUCUCUGUCAGCCCCUUCCCGAGCCUGCUCCAGGCAGGAGUGGCCUCGUCUCCGAAAAGAAAAGUGCAAUUAAUGGCCAAAAAUCUGAUUGGAAGGAGCGUAGAACUAAGAACAACAAAAUGCUUUCUUUAUUCUAAAACAUUCACAUCGAUAGGAUUAUUGGAAUCUAAUGAAACACAAGAAGGAGAAAAACAUUCUUUUAGAGUGUCUUACCUCAUAAACUCAUGCGGGUUGUCCCCAAAAUCUGCUACUUUAGCAUCCCAGAGAGUGAACUUUGAGAACCCAGAGAAACCAGACUCAGUGCUUAAUCUUCUCAAAGAACAUGGAUUCACCAAUACCCAGAUCUCCAAACUUGUCAGGGUACAUCCACUCUUGCUUUUAUCUGAUCCUGAGAAGACCCUUUUGCCCAAGAUUGAGUUUUUCCGUUCUUUGGGGGUUUCGAGCUCUGACCUCCCUGGGAUCCUCUCUUCAACCCCAUUUUUGUUUGUGAGAAGCAUAAAGAGACAAUUAAUCCCCUGCUAUGAUUUCCUCAAGAGUGUACUUCUUGUCGAGGAGAAAGUCCUUACAACUUUGAAGCGCACACCACGGGCUUUUCUAUGUAACGUGACAAAUAAUAUGUCUCCUAACAUUGCACUUUUGAGACAACUUGGAGUGCCUCAAUCUGCCAUUUCUUUCUUGGUAAGUAAUUAUCCUCCUGAAGCGUUCGCUACGCAUACUAGGUUUGUUGAGGCUGUCGACGAGGUUAUGGAAAUGGGAUUCGAUCCAUCAAAAACGGUGUUUGUCCUGGCAAUCCAAGCGUUAGUGAAGAUGCGUAAACCAAAGUUGGAGUCAAAGUUGGAGCUUUAUAAGAGGUGGGGUUGGUCGAAGGACAUGGCCCUCUCAGCAUUUAAAAGGAAUCCAAAUUGUAUGCUUUUAUCAGAAGAGAAGAUCACGAAAACAAUGGACUUCCUCGUGAACAAAAUGGGCUCCCCAUCUGCUCAUAUUGCUAUAAAUCCUUCAGUUCUAUUUUUCAACUUGGAGAAGAGGAUAAUGCCUAGGUUUUCAGUUAUUCAGAUUUUACAAGCGAAGGGUUUGGUCAAGAAUGAUUUGUCCUCAGCACGUAUCAUACAACCUAGUGAGAGGUGCUUUGUGGAGAAGUUUUUGAUCAAAUUUCAGGACGAUGUUCCUGAACUGUUGAAUGUGUAUCAGGGUAAGAUGGAUCUUGUGGAGGUUGGAAGUCAAUCUGAGAAUGUGUGUGGUGCUAAACAGUUGUAACAUUUUUGACUUCCAACUUAAGAGCUGGAAGAGGGUCUUGCAGAGGCAGUAACAUAGAGAAUUUGGCAGGAGAUCACAAGGUGGUGGACUGGUGGGAAUGUGUUUAGUCAACGAAAUGUUGACCUCAUACACAACUAUUUGGAAUGAAUUCACCGAUGGUUGGUUUUGUGUCAAGGCCAUGUCGGACGUAGUUGAACUUUGUGGGAUGUGGUGUGGACUAGUGCUAGUGAGUCGCACGUGAAGGCUUGGAGAAAUAAUAAUUAUUAUUGUUAUUUUUUAUUUUUUUAUAUGACCUCAAUUCUCAA
Messenger RNA from Alnus glutinosa, 1754 nucleotides. Its product is annotated as transcription termination factor MTERF15, mitochondrial-like. Bases 1 to 1449 code for a protein of 482 amino acids. Gene Ontology annotation, molecular function: double-stranded DNA binding. The record is from RefSeq and is a predicted model, not a curated record. NCBI's taxonomy places the organism in Eukaryota, Viridiplantae, Streptophyta, Magnoliopsida, Fagales, Betulaceae. Gene Ontology annotation, cellular component: chloroplast. The transcript has 3 exons. Gene Ontology annotation, biological process: chloroplast organization; regulation of DNA-templated transcription.